ACAAAGAUUUGAUUAGGGUUUCUGUUUCUCACUUCUCUCCGCUAUCUCACACUCUCUCUCUCUCUCUCUCUCUCUCUCUCUCUCUCUCUCUCACAACACAUCAAUGGAAGCAAUCACAGAAGGAGUUAACAACGUCAACAUCACCGAUUCUAUCAAGAAGAAUCGUAUUCAAGUCUCAAACACCAAAAAACCCCUCUUCUUUUACGUUAAUCUCGCCAAGAGGUAUAUGCAACAGCAUAAUGAGGUUGAGCUUUCAGCACUAGGAAUGGCUAUUGCCACAGUGGUUACUGUUGCUGAAAUUUUGAAAAACAACGGGCUUGCUGUUGAAAAGAAAAUCAUGACUUCGACAGUUGAUAUAAAAGACGAUUCUAGAGGCAGACCAGUCCAAAAAGCCAAGAUUGAAAUAUUACUCGGGAAGACUGCAAACUUCGACGAGUUGAUGGCUGCUGCCGCAGCAGCUGCUGAAAGUGGCGAGAAUGGAGAUAUUGAAGAGCACACUGCGUGAAGAUUAUCAAUAUCUCACAUGUCUUUGGUUUUGUCAUCUUGAAUGAAUUGUUUGAUUGUUGUUAUUGUUAGUAGAUAGCAGACAAGCAUAGAAUUUGUUAUAGCCUGACAUGCAAUGUUGAGCUACCUUAUUCCUUCAUUUCUUUUCCUUAUAAAUAGUAGCUUUUAUAUUUCAUGUU
This is a messenger RNA of Medicago truncatula (barrel medic), 683 nucleotides long. RefSeq lists its product as uncharacterized. The coding region runs from base 104 to 505 and encodes 133 amino acids. NCBI's taxonomy places the organism in Eukaryota, Viridiplantae, Streptophyta, Magnoliopsida, Fabales, Fabaceae. Gene Ontology annotation, molecular function: RNA binding. Gene Ontology annotation, cellular component: nucleus. The transcript has 5 exons. The record is from RefSeq and is a predicted model, not a curated record.